This is a messenger RNA of Xiphophorus maculatus (southern platyfish), 6863 nucleotides long. It is a transcript of the gene slitrk5b, whose product is annotated as SLIT and NTRK-like protein 5. The record is from RefSeq and is a predicted model, not a curated record. Gene Ontology annotation, biological process: positive regulation of synapse assembly; axonogenesis; regulation of presynapse assembly. The coding region runs from base 390 to 2990 and encodes 866 amino acids. NCBI's taxonomy places the organism in Eukaryota, Metazoa, Chordata, Actinopteri, Cyprinodontiformes, Poeciliidae. Gene Ontology annotation, molecular function: protein binding. Gene Ontology annotation, cellular component: membrane. The transcript has 2 exons.
CCGAGUGAGAGGCAGCGUGUUUGUGCGCGUCCGGGGAGAGGAAGAGAGAAAAAGAGAGACAGGGAAAGAGAGAGAAACGGGGAAAGGGAGAGAGACAGGGAAAGAAAGAGAGAGCAGGAACUUAGUUACCAAGCAUCGCUGCCGUGUCUCCUCCGGCACAGCGAGCUGAAAGAGAAGCAUUUGGCAGUUAUGGUUGAUCAGCGUUUCUUUCAUCCUCUCCUGUGCAUUAGUGACGACGGCUGCGUCUACAUUCCUAUUUCUGUUUCGCUUCGAAGGAUUAAAAAUAAAAAAGAUGCGCUGAAGCACCCAGGAAAGACCCUACAUCUUCUUCAAUAUGACACUGAGGAUACCUUAGCAGGACUGCAAGUUUGGCCAUUAUUUGCAGGAAAAUGCAGCUUUGGAUUCCAUAUGUUUUGCUCGGUGCAACAUCAGUGUGCACCGUUGAAAUGUCUGGCCAUUAUGGGGAAAUCUGUCAAGAACUAUGCGCCUGUGAGGAAAGAGAAGGGAUGCUUACUGUGAGCUGUGAAAGCCGAGGAAUUGCAAGACUCUCUGACAUAAGCCCAGUGCUCUUCUCCCAGUAUCAAUUGCUUCUUACUGGGAAUCUUUUGACAAAGCUUUCUACCAAUGAUUUUGCUGAGUACAAAGGACUUAAAAUAUUAAAUCUUGGAAAUAAUGAAAUAUCAGAAGUUAAAGCUGGAGCUUUUAAUGGACUGCAGGGAUUAAAACGAUUACAUCUCAAUAAUAACAAAAUUGAUGCCUUGAAGGAAGAGUUUUUCUAUGGCCUUGAAAGUCUGAAGUAUUUACAGAUUGAUUAUAAUUACAUCAGUCAUGUGGAGCAAAAUGCCUUCAGCAGACUUCGACAUCUGGAGGUCUUGAUUCUGAAUGACAAUUUAAUAUCUAGUCUGCCUGUAAACCUUUUUCAGUUUGUACCUUUGACUCAUUUAGACCUACGAGGGAAUCAGCUCAAAGUGCUUCCCUACAUUGGUCUGCUGGAGCACAUGAACAGCGUUGUGGAGUUACAACUGGAGGAGAAUCCGUGGAACUGCUCCUGUGAGUUGAUUGCUCUGAAGACCUGGCUGGAAAGCAUUUCGUACACAGCCUUGGUUGGGGACGUGGUUUGUGAGUUCCCAUUUCGGCUUCAUGGAAGAGACCUUGAUGAGGUUUCAAAGCAAGAGCUGUGUCCAAGGAGAGCCAUUGCUGAGUAUGAGAUGCCACCUCCCCCUCAUUUGGGCAUUGACGCAUACUACAGGACCACUCCAGCUGUUGGCGCCUCCUUCACCGCAUCUGGCAUCGCCAGAUCUUCAUCAAGACCGACCAAGGGACCUCGUCAGUCAGCCAAAUUAAAAUCAAAACCCACCGCCCGUGUCCCAUCCAAUAAGCCACAGAAUUAUGGUCAAAUUGUGUCAUAUCAGACCAAAUCUCCAGUGCCUUUAGAUUGCCCAACUGCCUGCACCUGCAAUCUCCAGAUUUCAGACCUUGGGCUGAAUGUGAACUGCCAGGAGAGAAAGAUUGAACAGAUCUCUGACCUGAAUCCUAAACCAUACAACCCCAAAAAGAUGUAUCUUACAGGGAACUACAUCCCUGUGGUGCAUUGCUCAGAUUUUAUUGAGGCAACUGGAUUAGAUUUACUUCAUCUUGGUAACAAUAGGAUAGCUCGGGUAGAUGAUAGAGCUUUUGGCGAUUUGACAAAUCUGCGAAGACUGUACCUUAAUGGGAAUUUGAUUGACCAUCUUAGAUCCAGUAUGUUUUAUGGACUAGAGAGCCUACAGUUCUUAUAUUUAGAGUACAAUAUCAUUAAAGAAGUAACCGCGGACACUUUUCAACAUGUCCCAAAACUUCAGCUUCUUUUUUUAAACAAUAAUCUCUUGAAAACUUUGCCUGAGGGUACUUUUAAUGGCUUGACAUUAGCUAGACUAAAUCUUCGUAACAACCACUUGCGGUAUCUUCCUGUCAGGGGUGUACUUGAUCAAUUAAGAGCCCUUGUUCAAGUCGAUUUAUAUGAGAAUCCCUGGGAUUGCUCUUGCAAUAUACUAGACCUGAAGAUGUGGCUGGAGCUGCUCAGCAUGGGCACAGUUGUAAACAAUGUCAUCUGUGGCUCCCCCAAGAAGCUGGCUGGGGAAGAUAUGAGAUACAUUAAGACAACUAAUUUCUGCCCUAAUAACUCUGAUAUACUUGCUUCUAUGAUUCCGCCCUCCGAGGAAUCCUUUCCGGGAAGCACUAUCACUAUAGAAACAUCUUUAGACUCCGACACUCAGCUCCACACUAUUCCUUUAUCUGUAAUGAUUCUUGCCCUUCUCCUCUUAUUUAUUGUGUCUGUGUUUGUGGCUGCAGGACUGUUUGUGGCUACAAAAAAGAAACGGCAGAAGAGUCAAAGUGAGCAGAAUGAAUCGAUGAAUGCUUGCAUUAGCUCUCUCAACAUGGAGUAUGGCCUUUACAAAAAGGCAUCUAUUCCCAAAGUAAGAACAUCAGCUGGGCAUGUAUAUGAGUAUAUCCCACCUCCUACUGAAGCCACAUGCAGAACUGCUGCACAAACCCCCAUGGACAACAAAUCAGUGGAUGGAUUUAGAGACUUUGACGAGUUAAGCAGCGCCUUUCUGGGUAACCUAGAUGAAGAGGCAGCCAGUAAUGUGAUAAGCUCGGAGUACAGCGCCACCACUCCAGAGCCUCUUAACAAGCCAUCCACCCCUUACCGAGACGAUCCAUGCUACUAUAGAGAUGUACUCGAACCUGACAAGAACAGAUGCCACAGCAAUACUUUACCUUGCAGACAUGGUGUACACUCAUCAAAUCAGUAUACCUCAGACUUUGAUGCAAGGCAUCAAUAUGUGCAACCAGAGAGAAUACAACAGACAAUAUUGUAUUGUACAACACCGAGUUCCGUUUAUGUGGAACCCAACAGGAGCGAGUACUGGGAACUGAAAGCAAAGCUUCAUCUUGAUCCAGAUUACCUCGAGGUUCUGGAAAAACGAACUACAUUCACACAGUUUUAAAACACCUGUCCUCUCAAUGAUCAGUGUGGAUGCAAUUGUGUGGUACUUGAAAUAAAAAAAGGACAAUUUUCUCAACUCAGCAAACUGCAGUGCAAGACAUUAAAUGCUUUUCUGGGAAUUAUGCUUUACAGAGCGAGAGAUACAAGAGGGCAAUUAUUCAUUUUGAAGUGUCACUUAACACUUCAGUCCAGUGUGGUUUGCAGUUGAGUUUGAGUGUGCAAAUAUGAACAUAAAACUCAAAUUCAGGGCUCUUAUGACUCACCCUUUCACUGAAUUCACCCUGAAGAGAAUCACUGACAACAAUUUGAGCCUGAGCUUUAGCUCUGAAAUUGGCUGCAUUUUAUGAGUAUUAAUGAGCUAUGAAGACAAUAUAUUCUUCACCUCUAAAUAAGCUCAUGUUAUUGGACAGAGAUACGCAUAUGGCAGCCUGUUCUGCCAAUUUUCUUACUUUUUUGUGUGAAACUCAAGCAUUAAAGUUCACGUUAAUUUUUAUUGAUUUAUAUACAAUAAAAUUGUAGAACAGUUAUAUGAAAUACAUUAAUAUUUUUCAUUUUUACUACAAACAUAAAUUAUGGAUGCAGUGAAUGUCUCCACUCCAGCAGAUAAGUGGGAGAAAUGUAAUGAUUGUCUGUAAGAUGACAAUAUUACACUAGCCUCGUUUGUAUACUUAGACCCCUCUGGUGAUAUCAUCUCAUUUCCCAACCAGCAAAUGUUUUAGAUUAAGUCAAAACUUGUUGCACUUGUGAUUAGUAACCAAAACUGUGUAUCAGUUCGGAUGUCUUUAUUUCUGUUUUCCACACUGCAAAUUUGUACAAAUGUAGUUUCUACAACUUUAUUACACAUAAAUGUACAUCCGUUUUAAAAUUUCCUUAAGUCAACACCAAAGCAAUCCAAGAACGAAAAGCAUAAAAACAUAAAUAUGCAACAAAAACCCUGUUAAAUGUUUGAUUUAUACUACCUGUAUUUCUUGUGCAUCUGUGCAGCUGUGUUUCCAUAACACCACAUUUAAUGCUUAGUGUAAAAUAAAAGUCGAAUCUGCUCAGUGUGACUAAGCAUGAACUACAGCUGUUGACCCACAACAAGACCCCUUGUCAGUGUCAGGUUUGGCUUAAUUUGGAUGAUGAAAUUAUAUACGUUAGCUCAACCUCAUCAAAGAAAGGACACCAGUAUUUACUGUAAUUACCAUAAUAGAAAAAGUGGGUGAGUAAAUUAAUUUGAGUAAAUUAUCCGGACCAACAGUUGAGUCUUUUUCAGGGUUAGAAAGAGCUGCAAAGAGAUUUAUUUACACACUAGGUUGGAAUGUGUAUAGCAAAAAGAAAAUGAGAAUCUUAAAAUAAUAAUUUUGCAACAGACUUGGUAGUCCUGAAUAGAAAUAUUCACCUGAGCCUGACUCUCCGUCAAACUAGAACUCAAGCAUAGUAUUUUCUCUGUUUGUAGCAUUUAACUGCCAGAGCUGGGAAAUAAAUUCAGCAGUAGCUCAUUAUGACGUGAAACUUUCACGUUAUAGCGAGAUGUAAAACUCGUUAAAAUGUGAAAAUGUUCUCAUUUUAACGAUAUGCUGCUUUUGAAUUUAUUUCCAAGUUCUGACAGUUUAAGGCUUCUGUAAGUUUGUCCUCAAUGUUUAUUGUUCAGGACCUGCACUGUACAUACAAGUAGAGGGACAACUUUUAAUAAAGACUUAACUUGUUAACUUGCAAAAAGAUAAAGCAAAACUCAAAAAAAUUCAAGAGGUUGUCAAAUGUGGUGAAAUUAAGUUACAAAGUGGUGUAUUUCAAAUCAAAGUCAUUAAUUUUGCAUGUUAAUGUUGAGAAUUAUGAAAUUUCACCUGCUUCUGAGAUAUUAAAAAAAGAUCAAGUAGGUAAUCAAGUCAGUAUUUUUGAUUUAUAUAAAAGUCAUCUCAGUUGUUGAUUUUACUGUUGCUGGCAAAUACUUUCGAAUUUGAAAUGUCAGGGAACAGCAGAAAGACAUGUUGUGUGCAUAAUGCCAGUUUUCAACCCAUGGCACUGGGUAGAAAACUGGUUGAAACAAAUUUGCAUUUGCACGUUCAUGUAUAGAGCUGCACAGUGACCCAGUUGUCCAUGGUGUUGCCUUGCAGCAAGAAAUUCCUCGGUUUAAAUCUCGGUCAGGACCUUACUGUGUGCUUUUUGCAUCUUCUCCCUGUGCAGGUGAAGAUAUUCUCUUCCAAACACCAAAAAUAUUUGAAUGGAAUGAAUUGGACAGUUUAAAUUGCCCAUCAAUGUGCAUGUGUAUUCAUGGUUGUUUGUCCUGAGUGAUAAUCUGCUAGAUUGGUGAUCUGGCCUGGUUGCACCCUGCCUCCUGAAAACCUGACACUGGUAGGCAGUUUGGAGUUGGGUCCGUUUCAUGCUUUGUCUCAAUAUUCCUUUUAUUUAGAGAACAUUUAUUGGCCUCAGGCAUAUGUGAGCAUCUGUUAAAAAACUAUUUUUAUAUUAUAAAAAAAAAAAAACUCCCUUUUAUAUAUAUUUUAUUUCCUUUUCUUUAGUAAUAGAAGAUGAGAAAAUGCACUAUUGACUCUACUGAUCAAUGAUGAUGUCACUUUUGUAAAUUCACAAUAGAGAAACAUGCAUAUAGCCACUGAUUUGGUCUGAUAAAUGCAGACAGAAGGGUUACAUUAUGUUACAAAUUAUUUACUAUGCAUAGAUAUAGAUGACACUCGGACAAUCUGUUCAUUUCUCAGUUGUCACCGAACCUUUAUGACUAUGAUGCCAUCUCUUCAAAUGUGGCACCUUUACUUCAGUCAUUUACUUCUUUAUGGUGAGGGAUAUUAUAGCCCACGUAACAACUAAGAGCUAUUUGAUAGAAAAUCAUAAUAAAUGACUGGUUAAUCGGAUAAAGUUAUUUCUAUGCAUAAGACUUUCUUCAAAGGAACUAAGCACAUCAUCCAGUCUUAAUCUAGUCUAAUCAGGUCCUGGGGUAAUAGAGUAAGCCAAGAAAUAUGACUUUCCCUGAGAGUUAAAUACACAGUUAUUUCUCAAAUGCACUGAACUUGUCACCACGGCUCAGCCAAUCAGAAGACAUGCUGUUUCUACACUGUGUCUGCAUGACAGCGAGUUUUUUAUUGCAGCAUGAUGCUAAGCAAGGAGGAUGUCUUGAUUUGUUGCCUUUCUUGUAUCAACUUUGUCAUGGAUUUACUUUUUUUAUGAUUAGAGCAAGUGUGCUAAAAUAUUCACAGCUGAUGCAUGAUAUGUACCUGCACAGCUAUAUUUUUAUGUUUGUUUUGUUUUUUUAUUAGUAUUCUGCUAUAAAAUGAAAGUGAUGAAAACAAUACAAAAUGCUAUGUUUAUUUGAUUGUAUCAGGUCUGAAGUUUGUUCAAUUUGUGGUGUGUAAUAACCUUUUUAGUUCAAAGCAGCAAAAAAAAAAAAAAAAUCGAGUUCAGGUAGUGUUGAGAGAAAGUCUCUUAAAUUAUAUUAGGGAUGUCCUGAGCUGAUCCCAGGCCUACUGUCUCAGCAGUGCAGUCAUUUGUUGCAAACUUGGUUUUGAGGUUUAUAGCUUGACAAAUAGAACAGCGCUUUAUUGACCUGAAAAAUCUUGAUUUUCGAGUAGCCAUGUAAAGCAGUCAUCAUAUUCUUUCCUUGCCAGGUAUGGUGGUGUAUUGCAAAACCUAUGUAAUUCAGGCAAAAAUAUAACAAAAUUAAGUGUAUUUUUUGGAGCAUCACAUCCUUACACAACCUGAAAACAUCUGUGGUGCUUUUGAUCCAGUCUAAUGUUGAGUGUGUAUUAGAAUUAAAGCUGUAGAAUUCGCAAUGUCCAGCUGCAUCAGUACAAGGUACAUUAGUUUUAAUAGAAUAGAAUAGAAUUACUUUAUUCAUCCCAGCAGGGAAAUUAUUUCGUAGUUACAGCAGCAUAGAGACAAG